This is a messenger RNA of Andrographis paniculata, 2035 nucleotides long. Its product is annotated as pectinesterase-like. Gene Ontology annotation, biological process: cell wall modification. NCBI's taxonomy places the organism in Eukaryota, Viridiplantae, Streptophyta, Magnoliopsida, Lamiales, Acanthaceae. The record is from RefSeq and is a predicted model, not a curated record. Gene Ontology annotation, molecular function: pectinesterase activity; pectinesterase inhibitor activity. Bases 294 to 1982 code for a protein of 562 amino acids. The transcript has 2 exons.
AAUUUUCUAUGGCCAUCUUCUUCUUCUUCUUCUUCCUACAAUUCAUGACAGCCCUGCAAUCAUGGAAGCCCCCGCAACUGCCGGGGCAGAAAAUCCAGGCUCUCCACCAACAUUGUCACCCCCAAACGCUAUAUAAAGCCACCAUCGUCUUCUCCCAUCAAUCAACAACCUCAGAGUCGGCGGGGAACAGCGGCGCCACUAAUAAUUUCCCCAUAGGCUCUGUCGCCGGAAUAAUACAUACAGUAAUAAUACAUUACAGAUAAUAUAUAUAUAUAUAUAUAUUUAAAAAAGAAAUGGCCGACAAAAAGAAGAUGGCCAUAGCCGGCCUGGCUUCCAUCCUCGUGGUGGCCAUGGUGGUAGCGGUGGCCGUCGGCGUGAGCAAGAAAAGCACCGGCGGCGAUGAGAACCUCAGCUCCUCCACCAAGGCGGCGCACUCCAUUUGCGCCCCGACUGAUUACAAGGAAACCUGCGAAGCCAGCCUGGCAAACGCCACCUCCGACGAUCCGAAGGAGCUCGUCAAGGCAGCGUUCGAGGCCACCGUUAAGGACAUCGAGAGCGCCAUUAAAAGCUCCUCCCUUCUUAACGCCGCCGCUGCCGACGACCGGACCAAAGGCGCCCUGGAAGUCUGCAAAGAAGUGCUCCACGAUUCCGUCGACGAUCUCCGGCGAUCCUUCGACAGAGUCGACGAAUUCGAGAUGAGCAAAAUGCAGGAGUACGUCGAGGAUGUCAAGACAUGGCUGAGCGGCGCCAUCGCCCACCAGGACGCCUGCCUCGACGCCUUCCUCAACACCACCGGCGAGACCGGCGACAAGAUGAAGAUCUUGCUGCAAACCUCCGGCGAGCUGCUCAGCAACGGCUUGGCUAUGGUGGACAGCUUCUCUUCCAUGUUCUCCUCCUUGGGACUCGACAGCUUCUUCUCCAGCAGCCACCGCAGGCUGCUUUCUGAUCAGCCGCCGCAUUGGGUGGACGCCACCGCCAGAAAACUCAUGGAAGCUUCUCCGGCCGCCGUCAAAAAGGAUAUUGUCGUCGCCCAGGACGGCAGCGGCGAUUUCAAAACCAUCACCGAAGCUAUCAAUUCCUUGGCCAAGAAGAGCAACGAAUCGAUUGUGGUUCAUGUCAAAGCUGGCGUUUACAAGGAGACUGUCAUCGUUCCUAAGAACGUCAACAACGUCAAAUUGAUCGGCGAUGGACCUCUCGUCACCAGAAUCUUAGGCAACAAGAACUACGCCGACGGCACCUCCACCUACCACACCGCCGUCCUCGCCGUGAACGCCGACGGCUUCAUGGCAAAGGACAUCGGAAUCGAGAACACCGCCGGGGCGGAAAAGCACCAGGCGGUGGCCGUCCGCGUCUCCGGCGACAAGGCGGUGUUCUACAACGUCCACAUGGACGGCUACCAGGACACUCUCUACACCCACAGCUACCGCCAGUACUACCGCGACUGCUUAAUCUCCGGCACCAUCGACUUCAUCUUCGGCGACGCCGCCGCCAUCUUCCAAAAGUGCAAGCUCGUCGUCCGCAAGCCGAUGGAGAACCAGGCGUGUAUGGUGACCGCCCAAGGCCGGAAGGACAGGCGCAGCAUCGGCGUCACCGUCCUCCAGGGCUGCGCCAUCGUCGCCGAUCCCGCCUUCCUGGCCGUCACUCCUCCAGUGAAUGCCUACCUCGGCCGCCCAUGGAAGGAGUUCUCCAGGACCAUCAUUAUGCAGAGCUACAUCGGCGGCUUCAUCUCCCCCGACGGCUGGUCGCCAUGGAUGGGGAGCUUCGCCCUGGACACUCUGUACUACGGUGAGUACCAGAACAAAGGACCCGGAGCUGACAUGUCGAAAAGAGUAACCUGGAAGGGAAUCCAGAAGAUGACUCCAGAGAUCGCGGAGAGCUUCACCGCCGCCAAGGUCUACCAGGGGGAUGAAUGGGUGAAGGCCGCCGGAGUCCCCUACGAUGCCGGAAUGAUGAGCGCGUCGUCGCUGCUGAGCCCUAAUUAAUUAAAUAAUUAAUACUAUAUAUAUAUAUGAUCGACCAUUUCUUUUCAUAUUGU